This is a messenger RNA of Trematosphaeria pertusa, 837 nucleotides long. RefSeq lists its product as uncharacterized. The record is from RefSeq and is a predicted model, not a curated record. Lineage: Eukaryota; Fungi; Ascomycota; Dothideomycetes; Pleosporales; Trematosphaeriaceae. The transcript is spliced from 3 exons. Gene Ontology annotation, cellular component: 90S preribosome; nucleus. Bases 1 to 837 code for a protein of 278 amino acids.
AUGUCAGAUUCCGACGCAGAAGGGGGCGUUCCCCUGAUAGACCCGGAGUUCGACGCUACUGUGACGUCCAAAAAGCGAAAGCGAGACAGCGAGGUGGAGACGAGCUACGAGAGCAAGAAAGCUAUCAAGAAGGCGAAGCGGAAAGAGAAGAAGAAGCAGAAAUUGAAGGCCAUCAAUGAGGACGAUUUGGAUCAAGAGCUGGGAGUCAAUCAUGCGUUUGAACGGAUGGACGGUCAGCUGCUUGCGGAUUACAUAAAUUCGCGGACAAGGCUGUACGGGAAGGAUCUCAGCAGCGUCGAGCUUGAGGAUCGAGUUGUGCCGGCUCGCAGCGUGAAGGAUAGCAGUAGCUGGACCGAACCGCGAACUCUGGACAACCUCUCCGCAUUCCUGAAAAAGGAGUGCGGCAAACUAGAGCCAACUCCCUCCGAACCUACUGGAGCCCCGCAUACCGUCGUAGUAACAGCCUCCGGCAUACGCGCAGCAGAUGUGUUCCGAUCUCUCAAAGGCGGUUUGCCAAAGCAGGGUGUUAAAAAUCCAAAUGUCGCCAAGCUCUUUGCAAAGCAUAUGAAGCUGGGAGAGCAGGUCGCACACCUCAAGAAGACAAAGAUAGACUACGGUGUCGGCACUCCUGACCGGUUGUCCGCCUUGCUUGAUCAAAAGGCUCUCUCGACAGCGAAUCUGAGGCGGGUCGUGAUUGACGUCUCGUACAUCGAUCAGAAGAAGCGCGGCAUUCUCGACAUGAAGGAGCUUCACGAACCUUUGAUCAAGUUGCUCCUGAGGACGGAGUUUGUCGGCGAGGGCGGCGAGGAUGGGAAGGGCCUGUUCUUGUUCUACUAG